Rubroshorea leprosula is the source of this 607-nucleotide messenger RNA. The record is from the annotation of a GenBank genome assembly. Lineage: Eukaryota; Viridiplantae; Streptophyta; Magnoliopsida; Malvales; Dipterocarpaceae.
GUGCUUUUGAUGUUUCCUUUUAACUUUUUUCAAGCAACACAUAAAUAACGAUAGAUUUCUUGGCUUCUGGGUAUACAGUUGGGGGAUUCCAUGCAAACUGCAUCAAAAUCAGGUCCAUGGAAAAAGAUGCUUCGAUCCAAGGAUGCGAAUUUUGUUGGCUAUACAUACAAGAAUUAUGAAAUUGUCAACGAGCAUCAUAUCUCUGGCAUUGCUGAGUUGAAGAAAAAGACUAAAGCCAAAAAACCAUCUCUCAUGUCAUUGUUUGAGACGCCUGAUCGUUCUGACCAGCCAGUCCAAGUAAGCUCUCUCAAUCCCUUGCCUACGCAAUUUGAGGUCUCUGAAAGUCCUGAGCCCCAACAUCAGACUACAAAAUUCUCCCAACGUCUACAAAAGCAUGGGCAAAGAUAAAACUGAAACCGUACGAAGAAACACUGUUGCCAAUUAGUAAUAGAACAUAUCUAAAAUGUGUUUAAAAAUUUAAAUGCAUCUUUGUUUCAUUGUUUCGUAUUAGGCUAUAGCAUGAAUACGUUGAAAAACAGAAUUUGAGUUUUAUUUGUAACAUGUAAAUUGUUGGGUGGUUAAACUGGCUCCUCUUUUGUUUUUGUUU